AUUCCACUAGCGGCUCGGCCCGGACCCGCGCAGCGCCAGUGGUUCGGGGAGUAGGCCCCCGCCUUCUCCCUCGCCCGGGCCUAGAGCCACCCCCAACCUGAGAGGCCAGAGACGAGGCUGGAGCUGCUGCCGCAUCCCGGCCCAGCCUUCCCCAACAUCCCUCUCCCCGGCUGGACAUCUGGACUGUGGGCCCCGCACCGAGAGGGUUCCGGAAACCCUCCCCGCCCAGCUCCGCGGGCCGGGCCCCGCACCGCCCCGUCUCCAGAGCCCCGCGCCCUUCUCCAGAGCAGACUUCCGCCCACCCCUGGCCGCCCCCUCUCUGUCCCCUCCUCCCCCAGCCUGGACAGGGGUAGGAGGGAGGGGGUGUGUGCGCCCUGCGCCGUCCCCGCCCCGCCCCCCGUGAUUCCCCCUGCAUGGCCGGCCCGGGUGGGGGACGCGGGGGGGCCCGGGCGCCAUGCGAGGGGGGCACAAGGGGGGUCGCUGUGCCUGUCCCCAUGUGAUCCGAAAAGUGCUGGCAAAAUGCGGCUGCUGCUUCGCCCCGGGGGGACGUGAAUCCUAUUCUAUUGCUGGCAGUGAGGGGAGUAUCUCAGCUUCAGCUGCCUCGGGUCUGGCUGCCCCCUCCGGCCCCAGCUCUGGCCUCAGCUCUGGCCCCUGUUCCCCGGGCCCUCCAGGGCCAGUGAGUGGCCUGAGGAGAUGGUUGGAUCAUUCCAAACAUUGUCUCAGUGUGGAAACUGAAACGGAUGGUGGCCAAGCAGGACCAUAUGAGAACUGGAUGCUGGAGCCAGCUCUAGCCACAGGAGAGGAGCUGCCAGAACUGACCCUGCUGACCACAUUGUUGGAGAGCCCUGGAGACAAGACUCAGCCAGCUGAGGAGGAGACUGCUUCCCAGGCCUCUGAGAGUGAGGAGGAGCAGAAGAAGGUGGCUCUGGAAAGGAGUAUGUAUGUCCUGAGUGAACUGGUAGAGACAGAGAAAAUGUAUGUGGAGGACUUGGGGCAGAUUGUGGAGGGUUACAUGGCCACCAUGGCUGCUCAGGGGGUCCCCGAGAGUCUUCGAGGCCGUGACAGGAUUGUGUUUGGGAACAUUCAGCAAAUCUACGAGUGGCACCGAGACUAUUUCCUGCAGGAGCUGCAGAAGUGUUUGGAGGAUCCUGAUUGGCUGGCUCAGCUAUUCAUCAAACAUGAGCUUCGGCAGCAGCUGGGGCACCGCCUGCAGCUCAACGACCUCCUCAUCAAACCCGUGCAGCGAAUCAUGAAAUACCAGCUGCUGCUCAAGGAUUUUCUCAAGUAUUAUAGCAGAGCUGGGAUGGAUACUGAAGAACUGCAGCGAGCUGUGGAGGUCAUGUGCUUCGUGCCCAAGCGCUGCAAUGACAUGAUGACUCUGGGAAGACUACGGGGCUUUGAGGGCAAACUGACUGCUCAGGGAAAGCUCUUGGGCCACGACACAUUCUGGGUCACGGAGCCGGAGGCUGGGGGGCUGCUCUCUUCCCGGGGCCGAGAGAGGCGUGUCUUCCUCUUUGAGCAAAUCAUCAUCUUCAGCGAGGCCCUGGGAGGAGGAGUUAGAGGUGGAACGCAGCCUGGAUAUGUGUAUAAGAGCAGCAUCAAGGUGAGCUGCCUGGGGCUGGAGGGGAACCUUCAGGGUGAUUCUUGCCGCUUUGCCCUGACCUCCAGAGGGCCAGCGGGUGGGAUCCAGCGCUAUGUCCUGCAAGCCACAGACCCUGCAGUCAGCCAGGCCUGGAUCAAGCAAGUGGCCCAGAUACUGGAAAGCCAGCGGGACUUUCUCAAUGCAUUGCAGUCACCCAUCGAGUACCAGAGACGGGAGAGCCAGACCAACAGCCUGGGGCGGCCAGGAGGGCCUGGAGUGGGGAGCCCUGGGAGACCUAGGCCUGUAGACCAGGCCCAGGUCAGCGCACACACCCCCAUCAAUGGCUCACUCCCCUCCCUGCUGCUGUUGCCCGAAGGGGAAAUGGCCAGAGCCCCCCUACCCCUAGACACACAGACCCCCAGUAACAUCCCCCAGGCUCCUCUUGACUCUCCUCCAGUCGCUCCAAUUCUGAACGCCCCUCCCUGCCAGGCCAGACUUGCCAAGCUGGAUGAAGAUGAGCUAUAACUGGUAACUGGUGAAGGCCAUAAGCAUGGUGCUGACUCAGCCACUCUGCUCCCCAAGGAUCUUCAGGGCAACCCUUCUGACACCGCCCCGGAUUUCCUUCCCUCUUGGUGUGUCUGGGAGUGGGGGGGCAAGGCUGGGAACGGUGUCAACUUGUAGGAAGGUACCUACGCCCAAAAGGACUUUCUCCCCCAAAGAACACAGGUUUCUUCAGCUCUCAUCCUUCGGCAUGCAUCACAGGUCCCCCCAAAAGGAGGAUAUGUGGGUGGGUGGGAGGGCUGGGGCAAGAACCAGAUAGAAAUUACUGGUUUUGGUUUUGAUCUUGUUUUUCCUGUUUUCUGAGAAUAAAGGUUUUGUUAUAUCACCGAGGCUGCUGUCUUGGCACAGAGACGGCGAGGCUGUAGUUAGAUGGCUUCCAUAGGGUAAAGAGGCAUAGAAGAGAUCACUUGGCUGUAGUCAUGGGAAGAGAGGUCUGAAGAAGGGCACAGGGUAUAAGAUAAAAGAUGUUGCUAUCUUUGUUCCUC
Molecule: messenger RNA, 2628 nt
Organism: Trichechus manatus latirostris (Florida manatee)
Lineage: Eukaryota; Metazoa; Chordata; Mammalia; Sirenia; Trichechidae
Gene: ARHGEF25
Product: Rho guanine nucleotide exchange factor 25
Exons: 14
Coding region: 455-2107 (550 amino acids)
Biological process (GO): axon guidance
Cellular component (GO): cytoplasm; extrinsic component of membrane; plasma membrane
Molecular function (GO): guanyl-nucleotide exchange factor activity
Source: RefSeq, a predicted model, not a curated record